GUGACGCGAGGCGAGGGGGGCUGGGGCUGGGGCAGGGGCUGGGGGAGGGAGAGCGAGCGAGCGAGCGAGGAAGGGAGGGAGGAUGAAUGGGAGCGAGGGGCAGUGGAAUGAAUGGGCGACGAGGUGGCGACAUUGAGUGACAUUUAGCGGGAGCAUGGAAUCCGGUGAGGUUAUGGAUGGUUGACGCCACCGUUCUUUCUCCAUCGCUUCUUGGGCGGGGAGGACAAGCGACGGGAGGACGGUGCGCGCAGUGUUGCACUUGGAGGUGGACGAUGCGUUGUGUACGUAAGUAGGAAGGAUGAUGAUGCGUGAGUGAGGGCAGUAGGUUCAGGGUAAGAGAGAAGGAGGGAAGAAAGAAAGCGACCGACGACUGUGUCGCAGUGGGGAGAGGGAGGAGCGAGGAAGUUAUGGUGAUGGAGACUUAGGGGGUUUGUGAAUUGUCGGCAGGGGUCUGGAUCGCGCGAUUCGGAUUUACAUCGGGACAGCGACAGCGACGGGCGAAGUGAUCGUAGACGGAUUCGGUUGUUGGUAGUUUGUCAGAGCAUGGGUGGAGAAUGAAGGUGGUACAGGUGAUGAUGGAUCAUGAAUCUAUAAGUGGAGGGGCGGAUGCUCCUCCUAAUUUCACCUUUGCUUUCAACGAUAGCAACUUUUCAGAUCGUGUUCUGCGGAUAGAAAUUGUGGCGGCCCCUCCCGAUUCUAAGUUGGACGUGGAAGGCUCCACUGCCGGAGCUGAUUGGGCUAGAGUAAAAAAGCGCCGGAGAGCCGACCGCAAUGGUGUCGAAGUGCUAGAUGGCGCGUCAAUGGCUGGAAUUACUACAGAUGGGCAGGAAGAGCAGGUUAUGAUUGGCAACCUUCAUGAUACAGAUGUAGAGGAAGAUGCAGAUGCAAUGGUAGAAGAAUUCUCUCCGCAAGCGAUGCAAUCAAGCCCUGGUUUGGAGGAAAACAUACAAGGCCAGCACUCUUGGAGUUCAACCACUGCUCCUGUCAUAAGGACAAGGAUAGUGCACAUCAGCUCCGCCAUUCUGGCAGCAAAGAGUCCUUUUUUUUUCAAGCUCUUUUCCAAUGGCAUGAGGGAAUCAGAGCAAAGGGAUGUCACUCUACGCAUCAGCGCAUCAGAGGAGACAGCCCUGAUGGACUUGCUGCAGUUCAUGUACAGUGGUGAAAUACAGGCUCAAAAACCGUCCACCGUAUUAGAUGUUCUCAUGGCAGCUGAUAAGUUCGAAGUGUCUGAAUGUAUGCGAUGCUGUAGUAAACGGCUCCGAAAGCUGCCUAUGACUCCAGAAUGCGCCUUGCUUUACUUGGAUCUGCCGUCUAGUGUCUUACUGGCCGAAGCAGUCCUACCUCUCACGGACGCAGCUCGACUAUACUUGGCUUCACGAUACAGAGAUAUUGGCAGAUUCACGGAAGAAGUAAUGAAUCUACCGCUCGCGGGUUUGGAGGCAGUUCUCUCAAGUGACGACCUCCAAGUAGCGUCGGAGGAUGCUGUGUAUGACUUCGCAUUAAAAUGGGCAAGAGCACAUUACAACAAAUUGGACGAGCGGAGAGACAUUCUUGGAUGCAGGCUAGUGUGGCUGAUUCGCUUCCCGAUGAUGUCAAGUAGAAAACUUCGUAAGGUUCUCACCUGCAAUGAUUUUGAGCACGAGCUCGCUUCCAAGCUAGUACUAGAGGCCCUAUUUUUUAGAGCGGAGGCUCCUCACCGACAACGGCAGCUCGCGAUGGAGGAGACGAUGCACAAAAGAUUCAGUGAGAGGGCCUACAAAUAUAGACCGGUCAAAGUGGUGGAGUUCGACGCACCUUUUCAACAGUGCAUCGUGUUCUUGGAUCUCAAGUUGGAGGAAUGUACAGCCCUGUGGCCUCAACAGCGGCUAUACUCACAGGCUUUUCACUUAGGUGGACAGGGAUUCUUUCUAUCUGCCCACUGCAACUUGGACCAGCAAGGGUCGUUUCGAUGUUUUGGACUCUUCCUAGGUAUGCAAGAGAAGGGGUCUGUGAGCUUCGCCGUAGAUUAUGAGUUUGCUGCCCGAAUGAAGCCGAAUUGGGAUUUUGUACCGAAGUCAAAAGGGAGCUACCUGUUCACGGGAGGAAAGGCCGUCGGUUAUCGGAAUCUGUUUGCUUUGACUUGGCAGCAAUUUGUGUCGGAAGACAGCCCGUAUUUUCACGACGGUGUUCUGCAUCUUCGAGCAGAGCUGACCAUCAAACCGAAGCUCACUUCGGUGCUACAAGGUUCUUGAGGGGUUGUAUGAGCUGGACGCCUUUUCUGGCGGAGCCGGUAACCUGCCAAUCAGGCUGUUGAUUUGGAGAUCUGCAUGGGAAAGGUGACGACAGACAGGAGGUGGGGUCAUGCCGCUAUAUGUGACGAUAUCUCAUGAGGCUUUCUCCUCUGCCCUGUUUUGCCUUAAUGUCCGCUGCUUCAGAGCUGCAUAUGUUGUGGGCCAAUCCGUUGUGAGUAGCGUCUGUUGUAAGGCGAUCUUGGACCAAAUUGCGUCCUUAGACUUCACCGCCCUUGAAUACUGGACAUUUUCUACAGAGAUAGUGCAUUCGGCAUUACUCCUGUGGCCCUCUUGGACUAUUUUCGAUUCUUGGAUCUCCUCACUGUCCUGGGAGAGUGGACUUUUCUUCUCAAAUAGUGCAUCAGGCAUUCAAGAGUGUUCAACUGUUGCGGCCCUUUCAGACUGGUCUGCCUAGACAAUCGGCAGGCGUGGUGGCAGUUCGACCAGGUGUGGACAUUUGCACUAACACAAGCUUGUACCAUGUGAGCAUCUCCAAAAGUGGGUUAAUGCCCAUCCAGUUAUGGGGUCACAUGCACAUUCGAUUCUGGAGAUGCAACACGGGGUGGAACACACAGAAACUCUGUAUCUUUAUUCGAAAACUGUUUACCCGUAGAUAAAGGUUCGGGGCAGUGAGCAGACAUUUUUCGAUUGUGAGUGGCUAAGCAGCCUUUCUCUGCACGGUAAGGAUAGGUAUCGGGGGUUUACCAAGAAGCUGUCAUAGCCUUCUCUUCUAGAUCUAGCUCCGUAGUCUCAUUGUACAGAUAAGACUGAUAUGUUUCGAGAUCGAGUCACUUGUCCGCACAGCUCUCAACUGACUCCCUGGGCUGUAUGAUUUGUCAACCGAAAUUUUAUGGAUUUUCUAUAUUUUAGGUACACUAUUGAUUCGACACUCGAAGGCAAGACGUAGUUGGAAGCAUGUGUCUACAUGUCUGCUUGUCUUGAAGAUAACAGCACUUCUGGCUCCUCUUAUUAUAGCGCGGAUGUUGUCGACGAGGCGGUUGCCUCCGCUCUACUGUAAUUUUUGAAUUACUUAUGCAGAGAACUUCCCUCCACAUCGUCUGUGACAAUGUUUUU
Marchantia polymorpha subsp. ruderalis is the source of this 3344-nucleotide messenger RNA. The record is from the annotation of a GenBank genome assembly. Lineage: Eukaryota; Viridiplantae; Streptophyta; Marchantiopsida; Marchantiales; Marchantiaceae.